Coffea arabica (coffee) is the source of this 2511-nucleotide messenger RNA. RefSeq names its product leucine-rich repeat receptor-like protein kinase PXC1. NCBI's taxonomy places the organism in Eukaryota, Viridiplantae, Streptophyta, Magnoliopsida, Gentianales, Rubiaceae. Gene Ontology annotation, molecular function: protein binding; protein kinase activity; ATP binding. The record is from RefSeq and is a predicted model, not a curated record. Gene Ontology annotation, biological process: protein phosphorylation.
CUCCCUCUGCCCACAAUGGAUCUUUGUCCUGCGUUCUUCUCACUUCUCCUCCUCCUCCUCAUCACCCAUCUUUCUUUCUUUACCACCACCGCCUCCUCGAAUGACACGGCGGCCCUCACUCUCUUCCGUUCCCAGACAGACCUCCACGGCACUCUCCUCUCCAACUGGACCCUCCCGCCAGCCUCCAACGCCGCCACCACCGCCUGCACCGCCUCUUGGGUUGGCGUCAAAUGCACCAAUGGCCGCGUAACCGCACUCUUCCUCCCUUCCCUCAACCUCCGAGGCCCCAUCGACUCCCUCUCCUCCCUUGACCAGCUCCGCCUCCUCGACCUCCACGACAACCGCCUUAACGGCACCCUCAGCCCUCUCAUCCGCUGCCUCAACCUCAAGCUCCUCUAUCUCUCCGGCAACGACAUCUCCGGCGAAAUCCCACCAGAUAUCUCCUCCCUACGUCGCCUCCUCCGCCUCGACCUCUCCAACAACAACCUCAGGGGCCCCAUUCCUUCCCAAUUCUCCAAUUUCUCCCGCAUACUGACCAUAAGCCUCCAGAACAAUGCCCUGUCUGGGACCAUUCCUAAAUCCCUCGUCUCCUUACAGGAACUCAAGAGCUUGAACCUGUCGAAUAACGAAUUUUACGGAGCAGUUCCUCAGGACUUGCUCAAGAGAUAUGGUGAGAAUAGUUUUGCUGGGAAUGAAGGUCUUUGCGGAACUAGUCCUUUACCCCCCUGUUCGUUCACUGGGAAGCAGCCACCAUCUUCUUCGCAGACCGUGCCAUCAAAUCCUAGUUCGUUGCCAGCGACAACUGCCGCAACUUUUCCGACUGAAAAAUCGAAAACUCAUUCGAGGAAAAAACUUGGUAGCGGAGCACUAGUUGCGAUAAUCGUGUCAACUGCUGUGGCUGCAUUAGUGAUCGCUUCCUUCCUGAUAGCCUAUUGCUGCGGGAGGUACUCGAGGGAUGGCAGCUCACUGGCUGGGAGCGAGAGUGGGAAGAGGAGGAGUAGUUAUUCCGGUGGUGAGAGGAGGGUUUAUGCCAACAAUGGCGGUGCAGAUAGUGAUGGAACCACGGCCACUGAUAAGAGUGCGCUGGUUUUCUUCGACAGAAGGAAGCAAUUUGAGCUGGAAGAACUGCUCCGGGCAUCGGCUGAGAUGCUGGGAAAAGGGAGUUUGGGAACCGUUUAUAAGGCGGUUCUUGACGAUGGCUGCACCGUGGCGGUGAAGAGGUUAAAGGAUGCUAAUCCUUGUGCAAGAAAGGAGUUUGAGCAGUACAUGGAUGUGAUUGGGAAGCUUAAGCAUCCAAACAUUGUCAAGCUCAGGGCUUACUAUUAUGCCAAGGAGGAAAAAUUGCUUGUCUGUGAUUAUAUGCCUAACGGCAGCUUGCACUCUCUCCUUCAUGGGAAUCGCGGACCAGGGAGAAUUCCAUUGGAUUGGACGACAAGGAUCAGCUUAGUGUUGGGAGCAGCUCGAGGGCUUGCCAAGAUUCACCAAGAGUAUGCAACCUCCCGAAUCCCUCAUGGGAAUGUGAAAUCAUCGAAUGUGUUACUUGAUAAGAACGGCGUUGCUUGCAUUUCUGACUUCGGGUUGUCACUCCUAUUGAACCCUGUUCAUGCCAUAGCCAGACUGGGAGGGUACAAAGCACCCGAACAGGCAGAGAUUAAGAGGUUAUCCCAAAAGGCGGAUGUUUACAGUUUUGGAGUAUUGCUUUUAGAGGUUCUUACAGGUAAAGCUCCGUCGCAAUACCCUUCACCAAGCCGUCCUCGCCUCGAGGAAGACGACGAAGAGCAGCCGGUGGACUUGCCCAAGUGGGUUCGGUCAGUGGUGAGGGAUGAGUGGACAGCAGAAGUUUUUGAUCAAGAACUGUUGAGGUACAAGAACAUUGAGGAAGAAUUAGUUUCAAUGCUACAUGUAGCAAUGGCUUGUGUUGUUCCACAGCCGGAAAAGAGGCCCACGAUGGCUGAAGUGACCAAACUGAUAGAGGAGAUCCGGGUGGAGCAAUCUCCAUUGGGUGAAGAUUAUGACGAAUCCCGGAAUUCCCUCUCGCCGUCGCUUGCAAAUACUGAAGACGGUGGUGUGGCCGGCUAUUGAUCUACUGCUGUCCUGUCCGUCGGCAUUUAUGAAACGCUUCUGUCAUUUGCGUUUGCACCGCCUUGGUGCAAAGCAGACUCUCCUAUUUGCCUGAAUCUACGGGCGAAUAGAAUAUGUCUCCACAUUAGUUUGUAAAAUUUGUAUGCUUUGUUUAUUCAUUUGCCUUCCAACAUCGCAUAGUUCAGUGGCCCUUUCUCCUCAAGUGUACUUGUACUCGUACUACCAUUUUAGUAGUUCAUAGUAACAUGCCGUCCCCCCGGCAUGUUUUGCAGACGUCCCUCUGAUUCCAAAAUUUGGAUGCAACCCAAAUUAGAAAGGAAGAAAUUAGAAUUGCUUCCAAUCCAGGCUACAAUAUGAUAUCCACUGUUGCCAAUUAUCCCUGUCCUUUUCUCAUACUGUUUAUGGAUUUCUUUCCAAGCUGUUGCCAAU